AAAGGGAAGGGGUUGCGUUCAAGAGGGUGUUUACUCGACGUGUGGAGGAAGAGUUCAAUAAGUACUCAACGAACUUUAAUGGUCCGCAAAUAAAGCGAUGUGAAAUAUAAAAACCGCGAGUUUCGACAAGAGGACGGGAGAGAAGGGAGGGCCGCAGUGUUGGAACUUGCCCAGCUACAUGGAGCAAACUAGGGAGGAAAAUGGAGGGAGGGACAGCAGAGAAAGAUACUGCUGAGGAGAAGGAGAGCGAUGACCAUCCCAUUGAGGGGGAGGGAGAGUACGGGAAAGAUCUUCACCACCAGGCUGCAGCAGGGUCCUGCUUAGGGUCCUCUGUGGACUACCAGGACCUGCCCAUCAUGCACUGGGAGGACCUGAGCCUGCGGAUAGCUGAGCUAGAGAAACAGGAGCAGGAGAGGCGGGAAAGGACAAAGCCUGGCAAUGGGACAGAGCUGGCGACCAGGUCUGGGGCCAGAGAUGAGGAGAGGCAAGGGGAGAUAUGGAAAGACGCCUUGGAGGAGGAGGCAGAAGACGUGCGGAGGUCUCGACUCACAUCCAUCACAUCUCGAUUCCACAACCGCAAAAACCUACAGUUGUGCUUCAUCAACAACAGCGACAGUGAAGAAGAUGAGGAUGGAGCCAAUAAGAAGGUUGGUGCCAGAGUUUCACUCACAUCACCCUUUCAAAUCGCCAUCGACCGAGUCCACCACACUGAGGGCUCCAGGCGGACAGGUGGCAACGGUUACCAUCCCUCCGGGCUGAAACAGGAAGUGGCUGCGGCGCUAAGGGCUCUGAGAGACAAAGUGUUGGCUGAACAGAGGGGGAGGGAGCAUCUGGCCAGCAGUAGUGUUGCGGCCAAACGAAAACAUCUGGAAAGUUGUGAUCUGCAGAACUGUUCCCUGCAGCAGCUGACAGGCCUGAAGGCAACACUCCAACAAGAUAUACAUGACCUAAGCUCAGAGCUGGUUGCCCAACUGUUGGUGCGAGACCAGCUAAGAACCAAACAGGAUGCCAUGCUUCUGGAUGUGCAAGAUCUGACCUAGUGCAAAGACUGACGACUGUCAGGUCCAGACAACUGGAACUGUUUCCUUGACAGCAGCCUGGGAGUUUAGGGACUUUGGGACCAGCGCAGGGAGCAAAACCCAGAUAACAAGUUGGUCUUGGUCAGCCCCAGGAGUUUUUACUUCUUCAGUGACUCAACCUGGUAAUUUAUCAGCUUUACCUUUUGAAAAGAUUGACCAGUCCAAUCACCUUAGUAUUUUUAAAGACAGUAUGGAAAAUUAAGAGGGAGACAUGAGAGAGAAAAUUGCUGGCAGGAGUUGACCCUUCACCAGCAGGAGUAUUCAUGUGACUCCAGAGGUGGCAGACAUAACUUCUGCAUGUCCUUUAUCAACCUUGACAAAUACCACAGGGAACAAGGGGAGGGCCUGAACCUGGGUUCUAAGGUUAUCAAGAAGUGACAUUGCAGACAGGAAGCAACAUAAUCUGGAACCCAGUCAAAAGGAAGGGACAUCAUCUGGACACACAUGUCAACAGGAAGUGGCAUAACAAAGAUACCAACCUACAAUACAAGCAUAACUCAGUGCCUGUGUGGACAGGAUGUGGUAUAGCCUUUGCAUUAAGGUCAACAGAAAAUGACCUAAUUUUAACACACAUUUCGGCAUAACCCAGACACAGAUUUACUGAAAAUAACAAGACAAUUGAAAACCAAGACAAAAAGAAGUACCUAUGAACAGAUGACUACUAUGCAACUCACUUAAGCUUUUGAUUAAGGUUGGAACAAAGAUUUUAAUUACUAACCUGUCAGGCAAUUCGGUAGCCAUAUUUAAUAUACUAACUCUAUAUGAGAUUCAUUCAAAUACUGGCUGGUGAGGACCAUGUUUAACUAGCAGGGACCAGAAGUGCUUGCAGUUGACUAUUUUGAUUGUAACACAUCUAUCUCUACUUAUUAUGAAUAUCAGUCGUUAGAAAAAAUAACAAUAUUUGUCAGUGCUUCCCCUAAACUGCACCUUGGCAGUGUAAAUGCCAUCUUUGAACCACUGAGUCACAUAAGAAAUGGAAGUAUUCAGUGUUAGUACGCAGAGACAAUCUUACCAAGUUUGACAGACUAGUCCUUUGUUAUUUAGCAGGAAAUUACAUCACAGGAAGUGACUUGGACAGGAUAUAGGUGAUUGUGACUUUUCCAAGGAUGGUGGAAAGUGGAGGUCCUCUUCCUCUGUACUUCAGAAAUUAAAUUGUCCACUCUGAGACGGCUCAACUUGACAGGUUUAUUGUUUCUCAUGGGAAACGUCGCUUGCAAACAAGAUGUCAUUCUGACAGUGAUGAUUAGCAGACACAGUCAUGCAUCCAAGAAAUCUCAGAAUCCCAUUUUAUGUCACCAAAGUGGUACCAAGCUUUUUUUUUCUUUCAUUAAAGUCUCAACAGUCUGAAAUUGAUAUUUUCAAAAUCAGAUUUGAAUGUGUUUCAAAUCUGAUCUGGAUCAGAUUUAUACUUUGGUGUGGAUGAUCAGGGUUAUACUUUGGACCUGCAGCAUGUAAUACCAGUCAGGUGUUGCAAGGGUAGUGGAUUGGGUAUCUGAUGCAUUGUCACAGGAGGUUUUACCUUAACAAAGGAGUAGUAAAAUAGGAAUGUGACACCGAGGAAGGGGUUUCUGCACAAGAAACAGCGAAGUGUUAUGUUCAAUACAUUGAUUGAGGGAAUAGAGAAUGAAUGAACAUAAUGGUUUCUUCCUUGUAUGUAAUUCAGCAGCAAGUGCAUGAGCAGGUGCAUUUGCCAGUGGGCCUGUAAGUGUAAAUCUAAAUAUUGCAUUACAAACGAGGGAUGCCAGUGCGGCAAAAGUUUUAUUCUGGUUUACCUUUCAGUAUCCUUUGCCUUUUAUUAUAAUGAGGGAACAAUUCAUUAAUACUAUUUAUCGCGUGACAAGCUAAAACAAAGGGAUAUGUUUAUGCUCUGGAUGUUUGCCUGUUAUCGUUGUUCACCACAUAUUUUUCAUGUUAUGGGGAAAAAAAUAGCAUGUGUACCAAGCUAUUGUAAAGAUUUGUCUUUAGCAUUUGUCCUUGAGGUCAAUGGUUAAAACUGGCUAAGUUCUUCAAAACGAUAUUACAGUGAGUAGUACCUAUUGUUUUGAAUGGGGAAAGGCCAACAAUGCUAACUACCCGUUUUAAGCUAGGCUAGCUGAAGCACAAAUGAAGAUUUUGUUCCCCCCAAAUAGUCGAUAAAAAUAAAAAUUAAGGUCAGUUAUUGAAAUUAUUUUGGGAAAAUGCAAUGAAUUUCACUCCUAGUUUGUUAUUCUGCCAAUGUGGCCAAUUUGUAAGAUUUACCUUUUAUCGAUUGCUUUUUUAUUCUACGUAAUACAUUCUCAGGAUCAACAAGGAGGUUAAUUUUAUAGACAGUCACUCAUCUUUAGUUGUAAAACCCAUAGUAAUAUAAAAGAGGAAUAGUAGGUGCUUUAUAUGGAGUUACAGAGACAUGGGUAUCUCCACUACUUCUUUUAACAAUCCUGGGCAAUACAAAUAAAUGUAGCCAUAGGCUUACAUUUUUCCUUCAAGCUUAGUAUUUGUUUUUCAAAACUCAACAUUUUGUGAACAUGUCAACUAUAAAAGGACUGUGUUAAAGUUAAAGACAAAAUUAAAGACAUUAUUUUGGUGGCGUUUUACUUAAGUGCAAAAUAUAUCUAGCACAGGGAGUUGUUAAAAAUCUAUUUUGUUCAGUACAGGGUAAAUGUCCACUCAUCCUGUGUUUGCAAAACAAGUAUUCGUUGUGUUUUUUGCUAUUGAUACUUGUACAUACGUUUCACUGCCGUUCGGUGAAAACACAACAUUGCUUUUUCAUAGUGAUCUUCUCUGAAGAUUAAUUUUUUCUUCUUUUGAAGUUUUACGAACCAAGGACCCAUGUGACACUCAGAACCCACAGUAAAUUUUCAAAAUUGCAUCAUCUUCCACCUAGACUUAAGGCUGACUCCAAAUUACAGAAAAUUUUACUUUCUGGAAAAAUGCAAGUUUCAUCCUGCAGCAGCGAUACUGACCUUGUCCACCUAUAGACAAUAGGACGAAUCUUUCUAAAAAUUCUUAUUUUAACCGAUGAUAUUGUCAUUAUUUAAAUUGAAUCUAUUGUAAAAACACCAGCAUAGGACACCAUGAUGCUGCUACUUCAUUAACAAUAUCCUUUUUUGUGCCUUACCAAGAAAUUGUAUUAUGUAAUAAGAUCUAUUAUACUCACACAUCCUCACAUACAGCAUGUUGACCCGUUAAAUGCCAUAUUCCAUGAAAACAACAUACUGUAAAGAGUAUUGGAUUUUUAUAAAGAAUCCAAGAGGGUUUGUUUUUUUUGCAUUGAUAAUUUGUUUUUGAGUCCUGUUUUGUAUUUAAUAAACGCCGUACGG
Molecule: messenger RNA, 4378 nt
Organism: Lampris incognitus (smalleye Pacific opah)
Lineage: Eukaryota; Metazoa; Chordata; Actinopteri; Lampriformes; Lampridae
Product: schwannomin-interacting protein 1
Exons: 7
Coding region: 201-1040 (279 amino acids)
Biological process (GO): positive regulation of hippo signaling
Cellular component (GO): plasma membrane; cell junction
Source: RefSeq, a predicted model, not a curated record